This is a messenger RNA of Solanum verrucosum, 625 nucleotides long. RefSeq lists its product as uncharacterized. Gene Ontology annotation, molecular function: growth factor activity. The record is from RefSeq and is a predicted model, not a curated record. The transcript is spliced from 5 exons. The coding region runs from base 17 to 625 and encodes 202 amino acids. Lineage: Eukaryota; Viridiplantae; Streptophyta; Magnoliopsida; Solanales; Solanaceae. Gene Ontology annotation, biological process: regulation of root meristem growth.
GAAAAGAGGUCAAAAAAUGGUGUCUUUAAGUUUUAGUUCCUUUAUGCUUGUUAUGCUACUCUUCAUUUUUCUUACCAUAAAGGAUACAAUUGCUCAUACUGACGAUCAAGCUAAACAAAUAGUCCAUGAGGCUGAAAUUGACAACAUCAGGGAUCUAAGGAGUCAUCUGAGUGUGAAGAAGGAAGUUUUAGAUGGUGUACCGGCAGCUGCUGAAUUCAGUAAUGUAAAAAUGGGAGGAAGAAAAAUGAUGAUUGAGAAAAAGGAAGACAUGAAGGAAGUGAAGAAAGCUGAAUCAUCAGGAAACUACAAUAGUCCAUCCAAUAGGCCGCUUGGUGACUCACGAAAGAACGUACAUCAUCAGGGGGAUGAGAGGGAAAAUUCGAUGAUGAAUUCAGCAAGAAGACUCAACUCGAAGAAGUCAUCCACUAAAUUAGUUUCAACAGAUGAUCAGUUUGAUGAUAAUGGAUCAUUUCAGAAGCUUGAAUCAGAGAAACUUGUGGACGAUUCGACUGAGUUUUUCACCAUGAUGAACAAAGACUAUGUUGGAGGUCCAAGAUCUGGAAGCAAACCCCAUCACAAACCCCCAAUCAACAAUUUCCAGCCUCUCCACACAUCACAUCCUUAA